AUGGCUCCGUCAAUCAUGUCCCCCGUAUCCACCCCAAUGGAUCUUCAUUUUCAAUCUAAGCGUGUCUACAGCUCCCGUCAGGUCUCUGGCGUUCAUGACGCUGAUAGUGUCUCAACAAUUGGCAUGGGUUCAUCACGAGUGGUCUCAAGGAAGUUCCAGACGGUAGGAACUACAAACAUCACGAGUGUAGUGAGCUCUCUCCAACGUCGUAGUGGCGAGGAGUUGGGUACUGGCACAUCCUCUAGGCUACUCGCAGCGACCCAUGCUACCAUCCUGGAUUGGAUACGCACCCAGCGGAUGAGCUUUCUGCCCCCAGAGGGUAGCGAUUAUGACAAGGUAUUGGCAUGGGCUCAGCUCUUCGUCGAAAGACUGCAUACCUUUGAUCUUGCUAUUGAGCAAUUUGCUGGGGAUAGCUAUCUUGCCGCACAACUGGCCUAUGGGUAUUGUGCCAUGCUCUUGGAGCUGGGCAAGGAGAAUGCUUCUGCCCUAAUGGUAUCCUUCGGGUUCUUUUACACCAUCUCGAUGUCCCUCGGAAACCUACUCGAACGAACGGAGCUGUUCGGUAUUACUCGAGAGGUUCAGGAACAAUUAACUCUGGCUCUAUCUGACCUUGUCACACUUGUUGCUAGCGUGUCUACUUAUUUUCACAAAGCAAUCCGGGUGUCCGAGAUCAGAGUUAUUCGAUCCUGGUUAUCUCCAGAGGAUGCUGUGCUCAGUCGCGUGGCCGAUACCAGUUCCCAUCUUGCCCAUGAUCGCGAAGAGCUCACCUGUCUGUGGAUGGCCCCGUACCUGACCCGCUUUCUGAAAUCCGACAAGAAGCAUCUAUGCAUUGCCGGCCCGCCCGGCUCGGGUAAAACCGUCCUAGCUUCCGUGAUGGUUGACCAGCUCCAACAUCCCCAGGCUGGUGUCUCAUACCACACCUUGUUCAUUUCCGUUAGUAACAGAACCCCGGCACAGGCUAGCCUUGAUGCGAUUGCCAAAUCCCUUCUUCUUCAACUGUUCGAAAAGCGCAUCGGGAACGUACAGCUAUUCCGGAUCCUGAGUGAUGCCCUCAAUCGAAGUAAGGAAACUGCUGAUCAUGAAUCCUAUGACAAACUCCUAUGGGGGGCUGUGGAACAAGCUCUGUCUACCGCUCUUCGGGGAGCCAAGGACUUGGUUGUAGUGGUCGAUGGGAUUGAUGAGGCUUCUUGCCCUGAAACCACGUUACUGGAAAAAUUAACUGCGGUGGCUAGCAAGUCCACAUCGACUAAGUUGAUUACUCUUGGAUCCCAGAGCCCCAAGCCCGCACCGGGCCAAAGUCUUGUCCGGGUCACGGACGACCUCGUUUUUGACGACAUUGCCGCUGUAGUCCGAAGCUGUUUCCGUUCCAGUCCUGUUUUCAACACAUUGCCAUCCAUGGACCAGGAAACAGUGGUGGAACGCAUUGCCAAUGCGUCAAAUUGCUCGUUCCUGUGGGCGAAGUUGAUUGCGAAACGUGCCCGUCAAGAACAGAACGCUGACGGUCUUCGAAAGACGGUGGACUCCUUGAUCACUUCCAAGGUGUCUAUGGCCGAUUUUGUCAGCCAGAGUGUACAGCACACCGAAGUCAGUUUAGAUGCAAAGAUGAUGUUGCUCUGGUUAGCGACCGCCAAUCGUCCGCUGCACGUCAAGGAGCUUUCAGCUUUAGCAUCAAUCCGCACUGACAAGCAGACUAUUUCCGAUGCGCAUGUCGAUCCCUUGCAUACUCUAAAGCCUCUCAACUCGCUGGUCUUCCUCGAAAAUGAUUUGUUCUACCUUCGUCAUGGUCUCAUCCGAACAGCUGUGAUUGAUGUCUUCUCGCAAGGGAAGUUGAUUCCAAAUCUCAAAGACAGACAUGCUGAUCUGAUAACCCGCCUGUUAAUCUACAUCAAAUUGACUGUGACUGAGCAACAUGAGCCGUCGUCUGUCUCCACUCUUGACCAGCACGAUACUAAUACCCUCCUGGAUAAAUUCCCCCUCUUGGAUUUUGCUCUCCGUUACUGGGUGCCGCAUCUUUUACAAACCACUGCAUUUACCAAGGACGAAGCUGGUGCGUCUAAAGAGCUCGCAAAGGUGCUCCCGGCGUCAACUACCUUUGUCCUGCUUCUGAGAUCUGUUUGGGAAAGCAUCGCUACUCCCAAAUUAUUAGCAUACCAAACCUCUGUAACGAAUGUCUAUCGUCGCGUUCUAACAGCUCAAAAUACUGUUACCCUGCAAUCCAUCAUCUGCCUGGCGAAUGUGUACCAACAGAUCAAACGCAUUCCUGACGCGAGCAACCUGUUCCAUGAGGCAGCGUUGACUAGCCAAAAGCUACUUACGAGCCGCCAUAUCGUGACGAUGCAAAUGGUUGCUGUCUUUCUCGAGUUGACAUCUGAAAGGGUUACGGAAUCCAAAACAGAUAUCAUGAUCCAACGUGAAGAGAUGCUCCUUGUUCAGGUGGAGUGCUUUAAGAUCCACUAUGGUACCACCUCGGAAAAGGUGGUAUCCGUGAUGAAGCAAUUGCUAGAGCACUACCAGAUGGUUAAGGAGACAGCAAAGGCCCAAGCUAUCAUGGUAACCAUCCAGUCCAUUACAUCCACUGAGUAUAGUACCUCCGGUACAUCGGGUAGUCUCAGAGUCCAGUUGAUGGGACCUGGAGCGAAGGACCGUAGAGAGAUUGGCUACACGUUGAAUCUCGACAUCGAGGAAGACGCCGUCAUUGAAACUACCGAAUCGUACGAUGUAGAAGCUCUGAUCGAGCUUGCCCAAAGGUAUUUCAAUGAGGGCAAGAUAUCUCUGGCUGAACGCACGUACGUUGAGUUUUGGCAACGAGUGAUGAGAGAUUCUCGCUCGUAUUCGUCGGCAACAUGGGACGAGCAAAAGAUGAAGGUUGUCAUCGCGUAUUCCCAAUUUCUUCAAUCUCAGAAGCGGGAAUACGAAGCAUCCUCCAUCUUGUCAAGCUUCUGGCAAGACUAUGAACAAACUAGCAUGGCUCUAUCUGAAUCUUCUGUGUCUCACCUACAUACAAUUGCCAAAGUGAUGAAGACCGUUGGUCUUUCUGCCAUGGCAUUGACGAUCUUCAAGAGAUGCUCUGAGUACUAUCAGAGUACUCGCAGUACUGAAACAUCCACUUACCAGGAAAUUCAGCAGAGUAUUCAGACCACCACCAAGGAGGUCAUGCAGUCGGCGACUUCUUCCACGUCUGUCGUCUCAGAGUUAACUUUGGAAGAGAUGAUCAUGGAAUGCUCAACCACCACUACUACGCUCGACCAAAACUUUUACCGUUCAACAAAUACGUUGGUUGAUCUGUAUAUGUCGCAACGCCGCUGGCAAAAUGCCGCUCGUGUCAUCAAAAAGGUCCUGCAUAGUGUGUGGCUUGGGUUCUUCGCUCCUACUCCGCAAGAUGUGCUACCCCCACAGGACCAGCUCGAAACAUCCUUGACACUGGCAGAACGCCUAGCACAGUGCUACCAUUCACGUCAUCGCCUGGAAAAGGAGCAAGAUGUUCGUCUGAGGAUAUAUUACGCGCUUCGAUUGGCACGAAAUGUAGACGACAAGCUCAGACAGCAUAGUGUGACUGAGUUGUUGCGUCUACUAGAGCGUACAUCGCAGACUGAAACUAUAAUCACCGUUCACCAGGACUUGCUGUAUGACUACACCAAGCACUACGGCGCUGAGCAUUCCAUGGUCAUCAAGACACUCUGGACUUUGGCUGAAUUAACGAGGCCACGCGCCAUCUUCCUGGACUACUACCAACAGAUCAUUCAGGCAUUGAACAAGGAUGGCCAGAAAUGCCACCCUGAUGCAUUGGAGCCUCUCAACAUAGUGGCAACCGAACUAUGGAACCAAGGACGCUACCCCGAGUCCCUUAAUUACUGUAAAAUUCUGUCCAUUGCAUUCCGAGACCAGCCAAAUCUGAGCACCAAGUUCCAGGACCAGAAAUUUGUUCAGGAGAUCUUCACUCGUUACACUCAUUGUCUGCGUGCCGUCCGCACAGAAUUCUCUACACUCCGCCAGGUCACUAUCGAGUACCAGUCCAAGUGCAAAGCUGUGUUCGGCGCGACGGCAUCCAUCACCAUCCAGUUGACGCUUUCUCUUGCCCAGUUGUGCCAGGAGUCUAAGCAAUACGAACUUGAAGCUAUCAAAUGGUACGAGGAGCUUCUCACCACCAAGUCAGAAGAGAUUGACCGCCAGGAUAUCUCCACCACUCUGGAGGGACUGUAUGAAGAACAAUCAUCCAUUAUCACCGAGAGGUCUGAGUCAGUCUCGUCUACUCAAGUUGAGCAGGCAGCCAAAGUGAUGAGAAAGCGCAUCACCUCGCUGCGGGAGACUUACGGCUGGGCCCAUGAAGAAUCCCUCGCCAAAAUGCAGGAGAUUGUCAGUUUCCACGCCAAACGCAACAAGGGUGAACUAGUUGUUCAUGAACUUCACGAUGCAAGUGUGCAGAUUCUCUCCUCGGAGACGUCUGCUACACGACUAAGCACAGCCGCCACUAGCAUUGCUUCCAGCUAUAUUGCCCAUAAACAAACUGAGAAGGCUCUUGGGUUGUCUGAGGAAAUUUAUCGUCAGAUUAUCAUGAGGGAUGCCUCCAACACCAAGACCGCAAAUUUUGAUUUGACCUCCAAGGGUCGUCAGAGUCUUGUCUUCCUGGCUCAAUUCGAGCACCAUCUACACAGCCAGUCUGCCGCCGUCACGGAAAUUCUUGCUUCUCUGACUACCCAGUUUGUCUACUUCGAGGAGUUCCGCCAAAUCCUUCAGUCAAAGUCAGCUUCUUUCUACUCUGUUACCGGAUGUGCUGCUCGACUGUACACUUACCUGGUGGCGAGUGGUCGACAGUCCACCGCUAGCCGUGUUGUAGUUGAUUUUACCAACUACUUCCUCGCGAACGAAGGUAAACACAUCGGAUUCAAAGCUUCCUCCCAAGUCAAUGUCUUUAUCUUGAUGAUUUUACACUACUUCAGCACCCACCAGUCACAGGACUUUGUUCGAUCCAUUGGGAUUGCCAGUAAUACUCAUGUUAUCUCGCUUCUCAAGUCCCAGAAGUACGAUGAGGCUUGCGAUCUCGCAGUUGCCUCGUUUAAGUACAUUUCCGGACAAGAGAUCUAUCGCACUCCCGGCAUUGCUAAAUUCGUCCUUGCAUUGAGCAUGAAUGUUUGCGGUCGCAGCAUCACCCCGCAACCUAACGAAGCUAUUCGUAAAGGGCUGCUUGAUGUGUCCGCAACCAUCGUCAAAGACGUGCUCAAGGUGCUCAGUGAGCUCAAGAUCAACUUAGCUCAGAUCGGCCUCGACCACCUCAACAGUCUGAUUGGCCUCCUCGGGGCGCAAAAGGACUAUCAUACUCUGGCGACUGUGCUCACAGGUAUCUGGAACAGCCGGGAAGCCCAACGCAACUGGGAUCCCUAUGUUACCUUUUCCUUUGGCCGUCUCUUCAUCAUGGCUCGCUACCUUAUUGGCGACACUACCGCUGCGGUUCGCCUGGCAGAGGAUAUUGUAUAUAACUGCCGUCGUGUGCACGGAGUCCGCCACCCCAGUACCCUGGAAACCAGCAUUCUUUUGUCGCAACUCUACACCAGCGUCGCCCAGCGGUAUCACGCACACAAGGACGGCCAGGAACUCGCCAACCGAUACUACAAGAAGAGCGCCGCUUUGCAUGAGAAUAUACUCCGCGCGUUUAGCGAUCCCAAUUUCGACGAACUCGAGGGAAACCUCGAUGGCAGCCGCAGUAUCGAUGGCUCUACGCUCGAACUUGACCUUGCCGAGUCAUCUAUCCCGGGCACCGUAUCCGCCGGGGAACAAGUUCGCCGCCACCUGCAGCUCUUCAAGCUUUCCAUUCAACGACUUGGCGGCUGGCCCAAGGACUACAGCGAGUACGAGCGUCUGAACACUGAACUGUUCACCGAGUACCCGGCUGAACUGCAGGGUGUCGAAGGUGUGGAGAAAUGGAAUCUCAAGGCCUUUGGCAGUGGCAAGGCAGAGAGCAAUGAUGACCAGGUCAAUGAGGAUUUCAAGGACUGGCAAUUAUUUAACGUGCAAACGACCGUUGGGGAGUCUCUGGAGGAGGAGCUCUCCGCAGCGGUGACAGUGUGCAGCACUACGAACGUCGAGUCGCUAGCACGAGAACUCCGGUCAAACCUGACGUGUUCCGCGAUUCUGACACCAGAUUCUGAAGGCUACACAGAGAGCAUCGAGCGGUGGACUGAUACCACUGAACGAAAGCCAGGAAUCGUACUGUACGCUGGUUCGACGGAAGAUAUUUCUGCAACAAUUCUCGGCUGUCGUAAACACAAUGUCUCGUUUGCGGUCUCCGGCGGGAGGCAUUCCACCAGUGGUGCUUCCUCGAUUCACGGGGGAGUGGCCAUUGAUUUGCGUCGAAUGCGCAGGGUGGCAGUUGAUCCAAACACGAAGACAAUCAAAGUCCAGGGCGGUUGUAUCUGGCAGGAUGUUGAUGAAGCUGCUGGCGAGCACGGGCUCGCGACAGUCGGAGGCACAGUCAAUGAUACCGGAGUUGGCGGGCUCACACUGGGAGGCGGUUAUGGCUGGCUUUCUGGCCGCCAUGGCCUUGUAAUAGACAACCUGCUAGCUGUGGAAAUCGUGUUAGCUGAUGGCAGUAGCAGAACGGCAUCAAGAGAGCAGAACCCCGACUUGUUCUGGGCCGUUCGGGGCGCCGGGCAGUGUUUUGGCGUGGUCACGGAAUUUACAUUCCAGGCCCAUGAUCAAAAGAACCGUGUCUGGGCCGGUGUUCUCGGAUAUCACGUAGAGAAUCUGGAAACACUGGUCAGCUUUGCGAACGACUUGGUGGCAUCAACAAAUGGCGACUCGGGGAUGAUGGUGCAAAUCUCCAGCCAGGAAUUCACUCAGGGCAAACUAGCUGCUAUCGCAAUAGUGUUCCACAACGGUGCGGUCGAGGCUGCUCAGUCGGUAUUCCAGCCGCUUCUUGAUUUGAAUCCUCUUCUCAACACUGCCAUCGAGCGUCCGUACUGUGAGGUCAACGGCAUGAUGAACCCCAAGGGUGGUCGCGGCUUCCGCAGCGUCUUCAAAGGGGUGGCAUUCACAACACCGCUGCGACCCGCAUUCAUGAGGGAGAUUCUGAUUCCGGAGCUCAACCGGCUAUACCAAGUUGUGCCAGCAUCCAGACAGACACUCAUUAUGUUCGAAUUCUUCCGGUCUGAAAAAUGGUGUGAGAUUCCAGUUACAGAAACGGCCUUCGGGCACCGCGGCCCUCAUCAAAAUGCAGUGAUUGCGGCCCGCUGGCGCAAUGACGAGGACGACGAGGCUGCACGUCAAUGGACGCGAGCUGUAGCGAAGUUGGUUGUACUAGAGCGUCAACAGCGAUGGCGUGAGCAGGGAGUGACACCGGAUGAAAUUCUUAUCACGGAGUAUGGCAACUAUGACCAUUUGUCCGCAAAGCCUCGCAAUGUCUUUGGGGUCAAUCUUGAGCGGCUGAUCGAGAUCAAGAAGAAAUAUGAUCCCGAAAACAUAUUCAACAAGUCAUAUAUCCUCUAG
This is a messenger RNA of Aspergillus ochraceoroseus IBT 24754, 7479 nucleotides long. RefSeq names its product NACHT domain protein. The record is from RefSeq and is a predicted model, not a curated record. Gene Ontology annotation, molecular function: oxidoreductase activity; FAD binding; protein binding. NCBI's taxonomy places the organism in Eukaryota, Fungi, Ascomycota, Eurotiomycetes, Eurotiales, Aspergillaceae. The transcript is spliced from 6 exons. Bases 1 to 7479 code for a protein of 2492 amino acids.